AAAACCAGCAAAAUGGAGGACAACUACGUUAAAUGCCCCUAUGUUUGGUUGGUUCAUUUCUAUUAAUCAAUCCGAAUAUUCGACAUAGAAUACACAGAGAUAGUCAAAUUGCUAUCUCCAAAAUUGAUCUGCAUCUCCCGGAGUUGGAUUAUAAUUAUAUGAUCGGAUUCUUCGCAAACUUGUUCUUUGGUAUCUCAAUUCCAUCUUCCUCACUCUGACCAUAAAGCUUCUCCUUGUAAUGGCGGCACAGGGUUACGCUCCCGCCGUGCUGAUAAGUGGAGAUGGGACCUUCAACAAUGAUAUUGAUAGGCAUCUGAAUUUGGCCUUCGAGAAUGAUCGCAUCGGUGCCGUUUCCGUUAUUGGUGUCCAAAGUUCAGGAAAGAGCACACUUAUGAACAGAUGCUUUUCUACAAAAUUCCAAGAGAUGGAUGGUAGCCAGGGACCUCAGCAAACAACGAGAGGAAUUUGGAUACAAAAGUGCUCAUCUCCGGAAGGCCACCGGAAUAUCCUUGUGCUUGAUACAGAAGGGACUGACGGGAGGGAGAGAGGCCAAGAGGGUAAUGGCGCAUUUGAAAGACAAACCACAUUUUUUGCAUUGGCUAUGUCUAAUGUGAUGCUGCUCAACAUGAAGUAUGACAAUCUUAAUCUCAACAAUGGUGGGAGUCGACCGCUCUUGGAAACAAUGUUUCAGGUAAUGGUGCGGAACUUUAGCACCGCAAGACGAGUGCAUCUAUUGAUUGUUAUUCGUGACAGACCACCCAAGUCUCCCAUGGACAAACUGAAAGAGCGGGCGAUAGUGAAUCUUCACGAGAUCUGGAAUGGAAUAUUCACUUCCCAAGGAGCAACUAGGCCAGUGCUGGAGGAUUAUCUAACUAUUGAAGUGGACGCAUUGCACCAUUAUGAGUACAUGAGGGACCAGUUUGAAAUGGAGGUGGUCUGGUUGAGAGAUCGGAUUUUCCAGUUGGUUCAGCAAAACGGAAGUGCUCCAGCAGAAUUUGUGAACCUUGCAAGACAGAACUGGAAAGACAUUAAAGAUGAAAAAAUCCUCAACAUAGAGUUAAACCGGAAACUAGUCGACGGCGUACAUUGUGAUAUGCUCAGAGAGGAGAUGGUUCGAGGGUUUGGCGAAGACCAGGACUGGAUUGACAUAAUGGAAGGGGUAAAGGAUGAUAUGUUCAUAAAAACGAAAAAUUUUGGCAAUCAAGUCAGUUCAAUUAUUGGCAUCUACCUCACCCGGUACGAUGACGGGACUCUAUAUCUUCAUGAAGAAACACGGGAUGAACGUAGACAGCAAUUGAUUCGACACAUAUUAAGGGAUGUUGAGCCUACCUAUCUUACGCUGGUGAAAAAGCAAAGGGCUGCAACUGCAGCAUUUUUUGUGAAAGAAAUCAUCGAAAAGCUGACGGCCAAAUUUGAGACUCUGGAUCCGGACAUGCACAUCGCUGAAUAUGAGAAUCUUCUCCAGGAUGUCCGCAUUGAACAUGCCAAUUGGAAUCACCCUUCUGAACAACUGGAGCUACUGCGGACAGAAAUAGCAGGUUAUAAGAAACAGGCUGACGAUAUUCAUCAUUUGCUAAAACAAAAGGAGGAAAAUAGCAAAUCAAUAGUAAAUAGUAUCGAAAGACUAGUGUUCUCUUUAAUGUUCACCCUUCCUGCUGCUGGUUUUGCUGCCGGUGUUACAGUGGCUUCUGGGGGUGCAGCCUUACCUGCAGUGAUUGGAGUUGCUGCAGUCAUUUCUUCUGAAGGAUUAUCUAUGACUAUGGGAAGGUUCAAUAGUUUUAUGAAUGGCUUAUUGUCCUGUAUUCCCGGUGCACAUCUCGUUGUAGAUGUUUAUGAGUGGUUUAAGAUUAAAAAAAGACUUAAAAAAUCCCGUCAGAAGGAGGAUCCUGCUGCAAAGAAAAUAUGGGAGGAGUACAAAAAAAGCAAGUCCGGUCGGAAGGAAGGAUCUACUUCAAAGAAGACAUUGGAGGAGUAUGAAAGCCGGGGAUGAAACAACAAGACUCUGAAACCUUGGCAUGGACUGGUUGAUGCGACCCAAACCUUGGGAUAGAAGCAUAAUUCUCCAAACAAUAUAUAGUACUAUCUUGAGGUUUGGUAUAUUAUCUUUUCCAUGAAAUGAUUCUCUUUUGGUUCGAAAAAAAUAGUCCGUCUUGAAAGUAAUUGUAUAGUUUGGAUUUUCAUUUUUAGUACAUUUACUAAAAAUGAAAAUUUAUGUUGAACAAUUAUUUCAGAACAGAAGCGUUAUUUGAAUUUCAUAAAAAGCACGCAAUUAAAGAGUAAUAUAUAUAUAAUGUGUGUGUGUGUGUGUGUGUGUAUAUAUAUAUAUAUUCAUCAUAACAUAAAUUUGGUCGUUCUAUUUAACUAUGAGGAUCUUACAGUAAAAGUUCCCUAAAUAACUACUAUAUAUUAAUAAACUCUAUUAUAUAAUAAUUUUUUCGGUCCCAACUCGGGACUAGGAAAAAAUAAAUUAAUUAAUAAGAUAAUAUUUUUUUUAAAAAUUCUUAUAUAAAUAUAGGUCCCCUCAAAAUCAUAAAUUAAUGAUGAUAUGGAAUAUUAACAAGAAAUUAAGAAGAUUUAGAAAAGCUGGGAGCAAUUGAGCUUUGUUUUCUUUGAAAUUUAUGUAUGAAAAUAUUCAUGUUUGAUUUUUCUCAUUGCAUUCAAAAGGUCUAGAGUUAUCUCAAAAUAUGACAAAUUUUGGUAUUUGUUUCUUAAAAUUGGUAAAAAUAUUUAACUUAAUAAAUUAUUAAUUCAUCAAUAAUAUAAUAUUUAUCAAUUUAUUAAUAAAGUAAUAAACUCUAUAAAUUAAUACAAUUUUUGUGGAUCCAACAACAUUAAUUUAGAGGGUUUUUAACUUCACCUUCUAAGUUCUAACUACCUUGUCUGAAAAUCCCCACUUUUUUCUUUUUACCAUUUCUUCAUUGUUAUAACAUUACAAAACGUUGUUAUUCCUUUUUUUUUUUUUUUUAUAAAUAUGAGAUUGAUAAACAGUAUAAGAUAACUCUAUCAUUUGUUGUUGCAGGAAAUGAUUAAUGACAGCUUAGGUUUUUCGCCCGUCAACUCCUGAAAGUUAAUUAAUUGCUCAUCAUGAUUCCAUAGGAGAGUUUGGCAUUCUCUGUAGUCUGUACCCAAAAUUUUUAUUUUUUAUUUUUUAAAAAAAAAGCAAAAAAAAAAAAAGAAGAGGGGAGCCUUACGGGUAGUCGGGUAGCUAUAGACUUUCUCUGCAUAUAUUGAUGAAGUCUGCUAUACGUACUGUUUUCUAAAAUUGAUGACGACAAUGUAUAUGAAUCUAUGAUUGGAGAGCUUGAGGAGAAGAGUUGUUGCGAGUGUUUGUGUGUCUGCUAUGUCACUUGCCUCAUUCUGAAUGGUGUAUAUAUAGUCUUGAAUGUAUAAACUGAAUUUUCAAAAUAAAAUAAAAAAGUUUUCUCAUAAAAAUAGUCACAUUGAAUUUUCACUUUUGUUUUUAAUUUUAAAACAAAUUUAAUAACUCAAUAAGAAUUAUUUUUUGGGACAG
Messenger RNA from Oldenlandia corymbosa var. corymbosa, 3511 nucleotides. NCBI's taxonomy places the organism in Eukaryota, Viridiplantae, Streptophyta, Magnoliopsida, Gentianales, Rubiaceae. The record is from the annotation of a GenBank genome assembly.